AAACAAACUGAAACGGGGACCAUUUUGGGAGAAUGCAAAAGACCAUUGUUUUUUCUCUCACAUCCAUCAGGGGAGUUGCCAACAGAGCCAGGAAUGAUGAGAGUGUCAGUGGCACGCAGUGGAGUUGUUCCAUUCUUGAAACCUCUCUACCAAUUCCCAUUCUCCUUUUCCUCUUCAACCCUUUUCCCUAAAACUUGUUCCACAGCUUUCUCUGUCAAAAUGUCGACAACCCCAUCUCCUCAACUCACUCACAUCAUCAAUCUUCCCACUCAACCCAACCAACCUGUUUCUGUUGUUGCUGCUCCCGGGGUCUCUGAUAUUCACUUCAGGAAUGCUAUUGAAUCCCCAUUGUUCAAGCAGUGGUUAAAGAACAUACAAACUGAAACAGGACUGUUGGCUAAUGGAGCUAUGUCUUUAAGACAAGUUCUCAUUCAGGAUGUGGAUAUGUUUGGAAAGCGUUUGGGGUUUCUAAAGUUCAAAGCAGAUAUUAUUGAUAAGGAGACAGGUCAAAAGGUUCCUGGUAUUGUCUUUGCACGGGGUCCAGCUGUUGCAGUGCUAAUCCUCUUGGAUUCUGAGGAUGAAACAUAUGCUGUGCUUACGGAACAGGUUAGAGUCCCAGUUGGGAGGCUAAUUCUGGAACUGCCAGCAGGAAUGUUGGAUGAUGACCAAGGUGACUUUGCUGGAACAGCAGUUCGAGAGGUUGAGGAAGAAACUGGAAUACACCUGAACGUCCAUGAUAUGGUUGACCUCACGGCUUUUCUCGAUUCAUCAACCGGGGCCAGAGUUUUUCCUUCUCCUGGUGGUUGCGAUGAGGAGAUCAGUUUGUUUCUAUACAGAGGACAUGUCAGCAAAGAGAAAAUCCAACAACUACGAGGGAAAGAAACUGGACUACGAGACCAUGGUGAGCUGAUUAAAGUGCAUGUGGUUCCAUAUGAUAAACUAUGGCGUGCAACAGCUGAUGCAAAGGCUGUGUGUGCCAUUGCCCUCUACGAGAUGGCUAAAAGAGAUGGGCUAUUGCCUUCAUCAAUGAGUUAAUAGUUUCUCCUCCGCUGUAUAUCAACUUACAUUAUUGUAAAUUGCCAAAGAGAUGCCGAUUCUCUAUUUUAGACAAGUCGCUUUCUACAUCAUGAGCAUUCUGCUGUUGCUUGGUAUUAAGAUUUUGUACAUCGACGCAACUGUUUUGCGUAGAACACAAUUCUAUCAUUUCAAGUAAUCGUUUCUCCCUCUUAAA
Capsicum annuum is the source of this 1231-nucleotide messenger RNA. RefSeq names its product nudix hydrolase 14, chloroplastic. The transcript is spliced from 7 exons. Gene Ontology annotation, molecular function: ADP-ribose pyrophosphatase activity; ADP-glucose pyrophosphatase activity. Gene Ontology annotation, biological process: nucleoside phosphate metabolic process; ribose phosphate metabolic process. Lineage: Eukaryota; Viridiplantae; Streptophyta; Magnoliopsida; Solanales; Solanaceae. The record is from RefSeq and is a predicted model, not a curated record. The coding region runs from base 94 to 1035 and encodes 313 amino acids.